AUGGCAGUUUGUGUAGCCAAAGUCUGUUCUAAAGCAGAUGACUUAUCGACUGCCAUUCUGAAGCAGAAGAACAGGCCCAAUCGGUUAAUUGUUGAUGAAGCCAUCAAUGAAGACAACAGUGUUGUGUCGCUGUCCCAGGCAAAAAUGGAUGAAUUGCAGCUGUUCAGAGGAGACACUGUCCUGCUAAAAGGCAAGAAGAGGAGAGAAGCAGUCUGUAUUGUCCUGUCAGAUGAUACCUGCUCAGAUGAGAAGAUUCGCAUGAAUAGGGUUGUUCGUAACAACCUGAGAGUGCGCCUAGGGGAUGUGAUCAGCAUCCAGCCUUGCCCAGAUGUGAAGUAUGGCAAACGUAUCCAUGUGCUGCCGAUUGAUGACACAGUCGAGGGGAUUACAGGAAAUCUGUUUGAGGUCUACCUCAAACCGUACUUCUUGGAAGCAUACAGACCCAUCAGGAAAGGCGACAUCUUCUUGGUGCGUGGAGGGAUGCGUGCGGUGGAGUUCAAAGUGGUGGAGACAGAUCCGAGUCCUUACUGCAUAGUGGCUCCGGACACUGUGAUCCACUGCGAGGGAGAGCCCAUCAAGCGAGAGGAUGAGGAAGAGUCACUGAACGAAGUGGGCUACGAUGACAUUGGUGGCUGCCGGAAGCAGCUGGCUCAGAUCAAAGAGAUGGUGGAGCUUCCCCUGCGACACCCUGCGCUUUUCAAGGCGAUAGGGGUGAAGCCUCCCCGUGGGAUUCUGCUGUACGGACCUCCUGGCACUGGUAAAACACUGAUUGCCCGAGCAGUGGCCAACGAAACUGGGGCUUUUUUCUUCCUGAUUAACGGUCCUGAGAUCAUGAGCAAACUGGCUGGUGAGUCCGAGAGCAACCUGAGGAAAGCCUUUGAAGAUUGAAAAGCAAAAAAGAAUGCCCCUGCCAUUAUCUUCAUUGAUGAACUGGAUGCCAUUGCUCCAAAGAGAGAGAAGACACAUGGAGAAGUGGAACGUCGCAUAGUGUCCCAGCUGUUGACUCUAAUGGAUGGAUUGAAACAGAGGGCGCAUGUGAUUGUCAUGGCAGCUACCAACAGACCUAACAGCAUUGACCCAGCACUCAGGCGAUUUGGUCGUUUUGACAGAGAGGUAGAUAUUGGUAUCCCAGAUGCCACUGGGCGCCUGGAGAUCCUGCAGAUCCACACAAAAAAUAUGAAACUGGCUGAUGAUGUGGACCUGGAACAGGUGGCAAAUGAGACCCAUGGCCAUGUUGGUGCUGACUUGGCUGCUCUUUGCUCAGAAGCUGCUCUUCAGGCUAUCAGAAAGAAGAUGGAUCUCAUAGACCUAGAAGAUGAAACCAUUGACGCCGAGGUGAUGAACUCUUUGGCUGUGACCAUGGAUGACUUCAGGUGGGCUCUGAGCCAGAGCAAUCCUUCUGCUCUUCGGGAGACUGUGGUGGAGGUGCCCCAGGUUACUUGGGAAGAUAUUGGUGGUCUAGAAGAUGUAAAGAGAGAACUCCAGGAGCUUGUACAGUAUCCUGUGGAGCACCCAGACAAGUUCCUCAAAUUUGGCAUGACUCCAUCCAAAGGGGUUCUGUUCUAUGGGCCCCCUGGCUGUGGGAAGACACUGCUGGCCAAAGCCAUUGCCAAUGAAUGCCAGGCAAACUUCAUUUCCAUCAAGGGGCCGGAGCUGCUCACCAUGUGGUUUGGCGAGUCCGAAGCCAACGUGCGCGAGAUCUUUGACAAGGCUCGCCAAGCUGCCCCUUGUGUGCUCUUCUUCGAUGAGCUGGACUCCAUUGCAAAGGCCCGAGGUGGGAACAUCGGAGAUGGCGGCGGUGCUGCAGACCGUGUCAUUAACCAGAUUCUGACAGAGAUGGAUGGCAUGUCCACCAAGAAGAACGUCUUCAUCAUCGGUGCCACCAACAGGCCGGACAUCAUUGACCCGGCCAUCCUGCGCCCCGGCCGCCUGGAUCAGCUCAUCUACAUCCCCCUGCCUGACGAGAAGUCCCGGGUGGCUAUUCUGAAAGCCAACCUGAGGAAAUCACCGGUUGCCAAGGAUGUCGACCUGGAUUUCCUAGCUAAGAUGACCAACGGCUUCUCAGGAGCUGACCUGACAGAGAUUUGCCAGCGUGCCUGCAAACUGGCCAUCCGCGAGUCCAUCGAGAGCGAGAUCCGGCGAGAGCGCGAGAGGCAAACCAACCCUUCUGCCAUGGUGAGUGCAGCUCCGCGAGCCCGCAGGGGCAGCCACCCCCGUGCCAUGCGCUUUGCGCGCCGCGCCGUCAGCGACAACGACAUCAGGAAAUACGAGAUGUUUGCACAGCCCCUUCAGCAGAGCCGUGGCUUCGGCAGCUUCAGGUUCCCAUCGGGUAACCAGGGAGGCGCCGGUCCCAGCCAAGGCACGGGAGGUGGCAGCGGGGGCAACGUAUACAGUGAAGACAACGAUGACGAUCUCUACGGUUAACUCGCUGUCCUUGGUGGACCAAACUCCAAAUCAGGCCACGUUGUACAGGGAAAAUUCGAUGUUCAGUGGACUCUCAGUUUCUUCAUUCCUCAGUCAGAACCAGUGUAGCUGCGUGUCAGACUUUGUACAGGGAAUGUUUUCUGCAAACACAAAUCCACACCGAUGUUCAGUUGGGAGGCAGACAGUGCAUUAACCAGGAGGGAAACCGACUUAACUUCUGAGAAAUUUCUGUUCUAGUUUAUGUGGCAGAAUCAGCAGCUUUAGCAAAGGGUACAACGCUAGCCUGUAUAAAAAACCCCCACAAAAAUAAUAAAAAAAUAAUAAAAAUCCCACAAAACUC
Messenger RNA from Tinamus guttatus (white-throated tinamou), 2764 nucleotides. Lineage: Eukaryota; Metazoa; Chordata; Aves; Tinamiformes; Tinamidae. The record is from RefSeq and is a predicted model, not a curated record.